AUGCAAACGGAAUCUACAAAGUCCAUAGGUGUGCAAUCCGUGUUAUUAUCAACUGCUAUUGUUGAAGUAGCCGAUGCACAUGGCACAUACCAUAAAGCGCGAGCCCUCCUAGACAAUGGCAGCCAGCGCUGUUUUAUUUCUAAAUCAUUAUGUCAAUUACUUAAUUCACCACUUAUACAGUCCACUAACGAAGUUCGCGGCGUAGGUGACUCGGUAGUACAUUGUACGCAAGCUUGUGAUAUCGUUGUAAAAUCCUGCGUCAAUAAUUCAUUUUCUACACGCAUUCAUUGUUUUGUUUUGUCUAGGAUCACGGCAUCGAUGCCUGCCGUAUGUAAAUUAAGUGCAAAUAUCUGUAUUCCAGAUAACAUACAGCUGGCUGAUCCACAAUUUUUAGACUACAAAACUAUAGAUAUUUUAAUUGGUGCUGAUAGGUUUUGGGACCUGUUAGAAGACGGAAAAAUUCGUUUGUCUAGUGGACCGUUUCUACAGAACACCAAAUUUGGCUGGAUCAUUUCUGGACCUAUCGCUAUUCAAACGCGUAAAAAGGCACCAAUUCAUUGCAAUAUUGUAAAUUCACUAGAUACGCAACUUCGUCUGUUUUGGGAGAUUGAGGACCUACCCAAGGUCAGAGACGUGCAGACUGACGAAGAACGGGAAUGCGAGGAUCACUUCGUUCGCACUACUACUCGCGGUAGUGACGGGAGAUUCUGUGUGCACAUUCCAUUCCGUCAGUCACCUGAAUCCUUGGGAGACUCUUAUACCCAGGCAGAGCGUCGAUUUCUAGCCUUAGAAAAACGCUUGCAGCGUUCAUCAGACUAUAAAAGUCUUUACUCCAAUUUUAUGCAGGAGUACCUCAGCUUAGGCCAUAUGACACAGGUAGAUUCCUACGAAUCCCCGUGUUAUUUUAUGCCACAUCAUGGUGUGUUCCGCGAGCUCAGCACCACCACCAAGUUGCGCGUGGUGUUUGAUGCAAGCGCACCGUCAAGCUCCGGUAAGUCCCUGAAUGAUUUGCAGCUGGUUGGCCCUCCUAUACAGGGUGAUCUCAUUGCCAUUCUUCUCCGCUUUCGGCAGCAUAAAUACGUUGCGUGCGCCGACGUGGAGAAGAUGUACCGGCAGUGCCUAGUAGACGAGGGUCAGCGUAGCUUGCAGAUGAUUCUGUGGCGUGACCAUCCGUCGAAGCCUUUAGGUAUUUUUAAAUUAAAUACCGUGACGUACGGAACCGCCUCCGCGCCUUUUCUUAGCGUUAGGUGCCUAAAACAAUUAGCUAAUGAAUCUCCUGAUGCUGACGUUGCUCGAGCCAUAAGGGAAGACUUUUAUGUUGAUGAUUUUAUAACGGGUUCGGAUAAUAAAUUACUGUUACUUGAUUUAUGUGACAAAACUCAGAAAACGUUGCAGUUAGGCUGUUUCCCACUCAGGAAAUGGAUAUAUAAUUUUAGGCGUGAUGAUGGUAGUCGUUCAUCUAGUCAGUUUAAACCGUUAAGUUUAGAUGAUAAUAUCAGUUCUAAAACGUUAGGUAUAGGCUGGCACAAUCUAAGUGAUAACUUUUAUUUUAACACACAAAUUCAAAUUGAUAAUGAUAAACCGAUUAGUAAAAGGUCUAUUUUAUCUAAAGUUUCACAAAUAUUUGACCCACUCGGUUUGUUAAGUCCCGUUAUAAUAGUUGUCAAAGUUCUUUUGCAACAAUUAUGGCUGCAAAAAAUAGGUUGGGAUGAUAACGUGCCUGAUAGCACGGCGCGCGUAUGGAACCGGUUUGUUAUUUCAUUACAAGCGCUUAACACUAUUCGCAUUCCUCGCCAUGUUAUAGGUGCGCAUCCUAAGUAUAUCGAACUUCAUGUUUUUAGUGACGCGUCUCAGACAGCGUACGGCGCGUGUAUUUAUAUUCGCACAGUUAAUUAUGAUCUAACAGUAACGGUUAGGUUAUUAUUUUCUAAAUCCAAGGUUGCGCCGUUAAAGCCUAUAAGCAUCCCUCGGCUCGAACUGUGUGGGGCUUUAUUAGGCGCUCGUCUGUAUGACAAAGACCUUUCUCCGCUUACUCCAGGUCAUUUCCUUAUUGGCCGACCACUGGCUGCUCCGGCAUGCGAUGACCUGCGCGAUGUUCCUGCCAGUCGUCUCCAGCGGUACCAGAGGGUGGAGCAACUUCGCCAACACUUUUGGACUCGGUGGGCGAAAGAAUACAUCUCUGAGCUGCAGGUGCGGACCAAAUGGAGAGAGAAUAAGGAUGAGCUUCAACCAGGUUCCUUGGUGGUUAUCAAAGACAGUAACCUACCGCCGUUGAAGUGGCAGUUGGGACGUGUUCUGUGUACCGUCCCGGGAAAGGAUGGCAUAUCCCGUGUUGCCGACAUACAAACGUCCUCGGGCGUGCUGAGACGCGCAUUCACCAACAUUUGCCCUCUACUGCCGGAGGUGGACCGGGAUGCUGCGACUGAGGACUGUUGAAAGCCACUGCUUCCAAGGCCGGGGGCAUGUUCUGGCUUAACAUUCGUGUCGACCAAUCACCAGACUGCACUAACGAUGACGUCGUACGGUGGACCGCGAAUCGCGUUGCAUUUGUCGCCCGUAGUAUUUAAGUUCUAUGUUAAUUUUUUAUUCGGCCAUUACAUUCUUUGCUCUCACGCAA
Messenger RNA from Spodoptera frugiperda (fall armyworm), 2617 nucleotides. RefSeq lists its product as uncharacterized. Lineage: Eukaryota; Metazoa; Arthropoda; Insecta; Lepidoptera; Noctuidae. Bases 1 to 2436 code for a protein of 811 amino acids. The record is from RefSeq and is a predicted model, not a curated record. The transcript is spliced from 2 exons.